Racocetra fulgida is the source of this 456-nucleotide messenger RNA. The record is from the annotation of a GenBank genome assembly. NCBI's taxonomy places the organism in Eukaryota, Fungi, Glomeromycota, Glomeromycetes, Diversisporales, Gigasporaceae.
AUGGUAGAACAAAACACUCCGUUGCACAUUCAGACUGUGGGCAAUUUUCCUAUAGUUCACAACCUUUCUAUAUCACCUGCUUUUGGCGUUUUUACAGCCCACAUCCAAGACGAAAGUACGACAAAAGGUGAUACCGCUGCUUUUCGUCUCAAGACAGGAGAAUUAGUUACAUUAAAAAAAUCGAUGUGCAUCCUUUGUGAUGUCAUCAAAUGGAGUUACCCCAGUCAAAGUACUUCAAAAUCGGAUGGUAAUAAGCAACUAUCCAACGAUAAAAAACGAAGAAAUGAGGAAUUGGAGAAACUGGUGGAAAAAUUCGACCAAUCUCUUGGUAAAAGUUCAAAUUAUAAAGGAAAAAAUAAAGCUAAUGAAGAAGCUCAACAAGAACAAGAUAGAGCAAAAAGAUUAAAAACUGCUGUAAACGAAGUUAGAGGUAAAAAAAAAAAAAAAAAUUCGUGA